AAUCAGUUCCUCAGAGGCAGUUGAGCAGAUAAGUGCCACGUCUAAUUGGAGGGAUGAAGCAGUCACGUGGCUACAUCAUCGGCGGAGCCGUCGCGGUGGUGCUGGUGGUGAUCGUGGUGAUGGCGGUGCUUGUGUCACCCAAGCCAGAGAUCCGUGCCUGCCCCGCCUCCUACGAGAGCCAUCCCUUGAUCCUGGUGUCUCUCGAUGGCUUCCGGGCGGACUAUCUCGAGAAAGGCCUCACGCCUGGCCUGCAGGCGCUUGUGGAUGGGGGGGUCCACGCCCCCUUCAUGAAGCCCUCGUACCCCACCCUCACCUUCCCUAACCACUACACCAUUGUCACGGGCCUGUACCCGGAGUCCCACGGCAUCAUCGCCAACAAGUUCUACGACCCGGAGUACCAUGCUACCUUCUCCAUGGGCAGCGAGGAGUCCCUGCAGGGCCGCUGGUGGGGCGGCGAGCCAAUCUGGAACACUCUCACGCGCCAAGGUAAAAUGAGCGCGACGUUCUUCUGGCCGGGCUCCGAAGCCGACAUUGGGGGCCAGCACCCGACCUACUGGUUGCCCUACAACGACGACACGCUCUUCAGCGAGCGCGUCCAGCAGGUCCUUAGUUGGAUCACUCUGCCAGCUGAAGACAGGCCGGCCUGGGUCUCCCUGUACCUCAAUGAGCCAGACCACACGGGCCACGGGGAGGGACCCGACAGCAACCAGGUCGAGGCCCUGAUUAUGUACGCGGACCGCUCGAUCCAGCAGUUGGUGUCAGGGCUGGAGGACCUUGGCUUGCUCGACUGCGUGAACCUGGUGCUGGUGGCUGACCACGGCAUGGUGGCUUCGGGGCUGGACAAGAUCAUCAAACUCCAGGACUACGUGGCCGACAUCUACGACCUCGCCUACACGUACUCCGGCGCCUUUGGGAGAAUCAGCCUGAAGAACGACAGCGAAGGGAUCGAGAUGGACGUCCUCGAGAAGCUGACGUGCCGGAGGAGUCCCCAGCCACGAUACCCCCGAACCCCCCGACGCGGGUUUCCCCUUAAACAAAACCGCCGCAUCGAAAAUAUCGUGCUCGACCUCGACGCCGGCUACACCGUCAGCGUCUCCUCCGAUUUCUACCUCGAGGGUCAGCAUGGAUACGACAACUAUGAGCAGAAGAUGAAUGUAAGCGUUAGGGCUGAUGGAGGGGAAAAAUUUACCAGGAAAAGACUUUUAGACACAACCCGCUUCAUCAACAGCUUUCCGUCCGACAUAGCGAAGACUCACUUAGAUCAAAGUCAAAGUCCUUCUUCCUUUCCCCAGGAGGCGAAGCCGCCCGCCGCCUCCUACCCCAGCGCCGAGGUAGAGGUGGCUCGGCUGACGCUGUCAGGCUGCGAGGGAGACCUGGCGGCUGUUGAGCCCUGGAUGUCAAGCCUGGAUCUGUCGGAGGCGCAGAAGCAGGAGGCGGAGGCCCGACAUCUCCCUUGGGGCGUCCUGCACUCGGGGAACCUAUCUGCCUCGCUGGUCCUCCUGAACCAAAGCCAAACCCCGUAA
Messenger RNA from Penaeus chinensis, 1523 nucleotides. RefSeq names its product venom phosphodiesterase 2-like. The record is from RefSeq and is a predicted model, not a curated record. NCBI's taxonomy places the organism in Eukaryota, Metazoa, Arthropoda, Malacostraca, Decapoda, Penaeidae.